AUGUUCGCCCUCCAACAGUUACUCUACGGAUUUCCCGAACCGGCUCCGCAUAAACGAAGCAAGCCCCUUGAGGUGCUUUGCUUGGGCUUACCACGCACCGGAACUGAAUCCCUAAGCGUGGCCUUACGGACUCUGGGCCUGCCAACAUAUCAUGGCUGGGACGUGGUGUUCGAGACAGAUGGCAGCAAAUUGCAGCACUGUACUGAGCUAGUGCGGCGGAAAUACAACGGUGCUCACGAUGGCGACGUGCAGAUUACCAGCGCGGAGUUCGACAUUAUCCUCGGUGAUCACCAGGCCGUCGUUGACUCCGUGUCUGUUUUAUUCGGUCCCGAGCUUUUCGCCGCCUACCCAGACGCCAAAGUGAUACUCAACGUGCGUCCGGAUAUAGACGCCUGGUACCGCAGCAUCGACAAAACCAUCGCCCAAGGGAUCGGUCAAUCAUGGACUCUGUGGGGGAUGCAGUGGUUCUGCCCGCAGAUUUAUUGGCUUUACAGUCUUUAUUUAAGAUAUGGAUAUCCAGGCGUGUUUCGUGGCGUGCCUGGCACAGAUGGUAUCCAGCGAAACGCAAAGUGGGUCUAUCGCGACCACUGCAACAUGGUCCGAGGAAUGGUGCCGAAGGAUAGGUUGCUUGAGUGGUCCGUCGAUGAUGGCUGGGAGCCGCUCUGCAAGUUUCUCGACAAGCCUGUUCCCGACGAGCCCUUCCCCCGAACUAAUGCUCCAGGAAAUUUCGCCGAGCGGAAAGAUGAACUCGUCAAAAGGUGCCUCGUUCAAUGUGUGCGCAACUUGACUCUCACCUCUGUGACUCUUGGCGGGAUUACCACUGCUAUUGUAAUGUGGUGGCAGGGACGGAUCCCGGGGGCUAUAAGUCUAAGCGACCUCCUCAGGCGAUUCACCAGAAUGACCUAG
This is a messenger RNA of Penicillium bovifimosum, 906 nucleotides long. RefSeq names its product sulfotransferase family protein. The record is from RefSeq and is a predicted model, not a curated record. The transcript has 2 exons. Lineage: Eukaryota; Fungi; Ascomycota; Eurotiomycetes; Eurotiales; Aspergillaceae. Bases 1 to 906 code for a protein of 301 amino acids.